This is a messenger RNA of Stylonychia lemnae, 921 nucleotides long. The record is from the annotation of a GenBank genome assembly. NCBI's taxonomy places the organism in Eukaryota, Ciliophora, Spirotrichea, Sporadotrichida, Oxytrichidae.
AUGGUCGAGACUGACUAUCCCAAAGUUGAAAUGUGCAGUGAUGGUGUAGCAUUCUUGCAAGUUGUUGAUGCUAUUCACCCUAAUUUCGUUCCUAUGGUGAGAGUUAACUUUAAUGGUAAAAAUAAGGAUGACUUCGCUAGAAACUUGAAAAUCUUAGAUGACUGCAUUACUAAACUUAAACUUUAAAAGCAGAUAAGUGUACCUAACAUGGCAAAUGGUAAAUUCUAGUUUAACAUGGACUUUCUUCAAUGGCUAUAUGACUACUCCCAGCGCACUUCACCUAACUUUGGAACAUUCUACAAUGGAUACCAAAGAAGAUUAGAAGCUUAUAAAAAAUAGAAUAAUUUGACAUCGCUAUCAGGUUUUUAAAUCUAAAUGAGUCCUCAUUUAGUUCCUAACAAGUCUUCAUAUCGCAAAAACGAGCAGCAGCAGGAUGAAUAACCGCUUAGUGAAGAGGAGUAAGAAGAGAUCAAGAAUCAAAAGCAUCCAUUACUUAAGAACAUAAACUAGAAAAUGCAGUAGUAGCAGCAAUAGAUUAAUAUGUAGUUACAAAUGCAGCAGAACCAGCAAUAGUAGUAUCAAAAUACUAGCAAUAUAUUCACUUCUGAUCCGUAGUACUAGUCUGAUAUAUACUCUGCACAGAAUGAAUCACAGAUACCAAUUAAAGAAAUAAAUGAGUAGAGAAAGACAUAGCUGUAGGAUCUCGUACAAUCAUUAGAGAGUGAAUUGACUUCACAGCUCUUCAAUCACAAGAUGUUUUUAGAGGACAUACAAUAAAUUGAGGAGGAGAGAAAUUUCUAUUAUCAAAAGCUGAGAUAAAUAGAAGAACUAUGUAAAAAGAGAAAGAAACCUGGUCCAGUUAAAAAUGAAGUUGUAUAAAUAUUGUCUAGUACUCCAGAAGACUUUAUAGAGAACAGUUGA